Messenger RNA from Pseudovirgaria hyperparasitica, 1925 nucleotides. RefSeq names its product DUF747-domain-containing protein. NCBI's taxonomy places the organism in Eukaryota, Fungi, Ascomycota, Dothideomycetes, Acrospermales, Acrospermaceae. Gene Ontology annotation, cellular component: endoplasmic reticulum membrane. The transcript has 4 exons. The record is from RefSeq and is a predicted model, not a curated record. The coding region runs from base 1 to 1896 and encodes 631 amino acids. Gene Ontology annotation, biological process: maintenance of protein localization in endoplasmic reticulum.
AUGCCUCCUAGCAUCCCUUUGCCACCCUUAUCGAUACCUACGUAUCUGCAGCUAGAAUUGGCUGCAGACCGACCCUCCCCCCUGUACAUCUAUCGUCCUGCCACGAGCGAUUUCCCAUACGAAUCAGCUAGAAUUAAAUACGAGCGACUUCUAAACUUUCUACUACUUCCUCCUCAAUUAGAGCAAACCAUUGUCUUCGGCUUUUUCGCAUGUCUAGACGCCUGGCUAUAUUCCUUUACGAUUCUUCCUCUGAGAUUCUUCAAAGCGCUAUAUGUGCUAGCGGACUGGAUGGUCAGGACGAUAAUCAAAGAAUUCAAAGAUAUCGGUAGCUUCAUUUACUGGGGCAUAGAGCCGCGCCAUGAAAUUACACUGCCUGAACAGUCGCGGAGAUCAAGCCGAAGCUCAACAUUUAGGCAUAGAAGGACGAAGUCUAAGCCAUCACUUCUUAUGCCUACACACAAGGCAGACAUAUUGAAAGGCCUUUUGGUCAUAGCGAGCUGCUUCAUACUCAUGCGAUUAGAUGCCAGUAGAAUGUAUCACUCUAUUCGAGGUCAGGCAGCAAUCAAACUGUACGUGAUCUACAAUGUACUCGAGGUAUGUGACCGUCUGUUUUCGGCUCUAGGUCAAGACGUGCUCGAAUGCCUCUUUUCAAGAGAAACCCUCGAACGCAACCCGGAUGGCCGAAGCAAAAUUCUCCGACCGUUCUGGAUGUUCCUCCUCGCCUUGAUUUAUAACGUAAUCCACUCGACCGCCCUUUUUUACCAAGUCAUCACUCUCAAUGUGGCUGUCAACUCAUACUCAAACGCUCUUUUGACACUGCUCAUGUCUAACCAAUUCGUUGAGAUUAAGGGAACAGUGUUUAAGAAGUUCGAAAAGGAGAACUUAUUUCAGAUGACAUGUGCCGACAUCGUGGAACGCUUUCAAUUAUCUUUGAUGCUGUCGAUCAUCGUCCUACGGAACGUGUUCGAGGUUGGUGUUCUCGGUUUGAACUCCAGUACAGCAGGUACUGGGUCAGCCUUUAGCAGCAAUGCCACUACUGCUAGCUUCAAGGGCUCAAGCAUUAUCCCAAAGAGCUUCACUGUGUUCCCAAAUAUCGGCGGGCAGGUCUUCGGCCCGUUUCUGCUCGUUUUAGGCAGUGAAUGCUUAGUCGACUGGCUCAAGCAUGCUUAUAUCACGAAGUUCAACAACACCAAGCCCGCUGUAUAUGGCAGGUUCUUAGAUCUUCUUGCCAAGGAUUACUAUUCUCACGCUUUCGCAGAUCAAAACCUUACGAAGCGCCUCGGACUACCUGUCCUGCCUCUGUCUUGUCUAUUCAUCCGUGCAAUAGUCCAAACAUACCGAAUGUUCAUCGAAACUCACAUGCCCAUUCCCCUCGCGUCGACUGUCACCGGCCUUACAGCCGAGUCCGCAUCAACGAGCUCGCCUGCUACAACAGCUGCUUUGGCCCAUAUUGACCAGGUAUUCCGCCGCGCUCUUGGACGAUCAUCCUUUGGUGCUGGCAUGGGUGAUGUAACAUCGAGUUUUAGUUGGUGGUCGAUGGAUGACCUCAUUGCAUUCGCUACGAUGUUGGUCGUGUGGCUACUUGCGUGGUUUGUGCUGCUGUCAAUCAAAUUGGUGCUCGGGAUGCUUCUUUUGAGCUUUGCACGGAAGCGAUAUACGCGGAUGAAAGAAAAGGAGAGAUUGGCUGUAGAUACAGGGGGCAAGAGAAUUGGCGGAUGGGGUGUGGUGGAGGUUGACGAUGAUAAGAGGCGAUGGGUGUACGUCGAAGAUAAAGAGGGGCUACAGAAACUAAGGGACAGGGACGCCAGGGUGAGAGAAAAUGAAGAGAAAGGAUGGGAUGGGAGCGAAUUGAAUGGCGUCAGUAGGUAUUCUAUGGUCGCUAAGAGAAUAUGGUAGCAUUCUAUUCAGCUUUAGGCACAUGCCUG